Messenger RNA from Entelurus aequoreus (snake pipefish), 2381 nucleotides. Its product is annotated as F-box only protein 30-like. Bases 154 to 1935 code for a protein of 593 amino acids. The record is from RefSeq and is a predicted model, not a curated record. Lineage: Eukaryota; Metazoa; Chordata; Actinopteri; Syngnathiformes; Syngnathidae. The transcript is spliced from 3 exons. Gene Ontology annotation, molecular function: ubiquitin protein ligase activity; protein binding; zinc ion binding.
UGUCGGUCACGUGACCCGGCAGACAAGUAGGUCCAGGAAGUGGACCAGGAAGUGUAGCGUAGGGAACAAGUUACUUAUCAUUCAUGCUGCAGGUUUAUUUUAAUUCAUAUAUACAUGCAUGUCACCCAACGACAAAAGUAAAGAAUUGUGAAGAUGGAUGAAGACCAUUCUCACUGUAUGAGCUGUGUUAACCAGAGAUGCAUGAUCAGACCACAGCUGGGCUUCUCCUGCGAUCUUAUCACCUGCCCACAGGUGUGCGGGGCCAUCUUUCACUCCUGCAAAGCCGAGGAGCACCACCUCCUGUGCCCUCUUUUGAGAGUCCCCUGCCUGAACAGUGCCUAUGGCUGCCCUGCCACUGUGGUGCGCCAACAAACGUACGCGCAUCUAGAGGUGUGUCCUGCCGGGGUGGUGUGCUGUACUAUGGAGUUAAGUGGUGUUGCGCCACCUGUCGAGAGGGGUUCGCUGAGCCCAGAGAGUAAGAUUGUGAGGGUAAUAGAGCCAACUGUCCCGUUCUCGUCACAAUCUUCAUCCUCCGCAGAAUCUGCGAGAGAGAGAAUCAUUAAUGGAAUUAUUGGACUGAAUGAGCAGAACGACACUAAGCUGCACAAGGCCACUUUGGAGACAGCGAGGAGCUUGGCCACCGCUUUGGAGUUGGUCAGCAGUCUCAAUGCCCCUGAUAGCUGCACUGAAGGCAUGAGAGCAGAGGCCACUCUCCAGGCGAGUAGACUGGGCCGCCUCGUGCAGCGUGGACUGAGCGCAAAUGGGUGUCAGGAAGAAAGAGAUACAAAUAGUUCAAUAACUGAGUGUCUAGAGAUCAAUCAAAAGGGAACUCCCGUGCACAUCAGCAAGGGAGUGGCGCAAAGGGCUGGUCAUGUGGUGCUACAAGAAAGGGGGCUGGUCCUAGAAAGCCACAAGCCUGAGUGGAUGCCGCACAGCUGUCAGGGUUUUGACCAUGACAAGUCUCUGUGUCGAUCACAAGCUAAGAUGGAGGACAAAGCUGAUCUGGAACAGGGUGACGACCCCAUGGAACUUGAAGAAAUUGAUGUCAUCACAGCAGAGGAGAACAUCUUCUGCCUGGAAAAGUCCAGAGACUCUCAGAAGAUCUCGGAUACGUUUGGUAUUGACGGAAGCCACGUUGAUUUCGGUACGCAGACCUUCUCUUUUUUAGCGGCCAGCCCGGAGAACUACAUAAGGGUCGGCGACAUGGCCUUAGCCACCCAUCCCAGACCCGUAUGGCGUGGUCUUGUCCUGAAAGAAAUCUGCGCUCAGUUUUUUCGCCGGGAUCAGUUCUCCUCGCAUUUCACUAAUGUCCACGGUGACAUUCAGCCUGGUCUCGACGGGUGGAUAGCGCAUCGUUGCCCCCUCGCUUUUUACGGCUGCCCCUUCUCCCAGCAGAGGUUUUACCCCUCGCGUCCAGGGGCCAAGGUGAUCUUUGACAGGCGGCUCAGGUCCUUCGGAGUCCAGCCGUGUCCCGGUUCAAAACCUUCAGGCGAUUCCCAGUCCAACCUGUUCAGCGGAUUACCGCAUGAGAUACUGUGGCACAUAACUGGCUUCCUGGACAGUUUCAGUCUGUGCCAGCUGUCUUUAGUAUCCCGGACCAUGAGGGACGUGUGCAGCGGUCUCCUCCAGACCAGAGGCAUAGUGGAGCUGCAGUGGGAGAAGACACAGUGCUCCAGUGGGCGCAGGGCGGUUUCGUGGCAGAUUAAACACAAAGUGUGGAGAUUCAGCACUGCUUUCACCCCAGUGCUGAAAUGGGGCUGCAGCGACGUCCCCAGCAUGGCCAAGCACCUCCAGAAGUGCCACUACAACACAGUAGAGCACAGGGCUGAGCCCGUGGCCCUCCCUGCUCUGUGUCCCGAGCUGGACGGCUUCUUGCUGAGUCCCACCCUGCGCCACGUCUCCCCUUAUCCACGCCUCUGGUCGGUACCGGACUGAUCACAUGCCAUUUUUGGGGAAUUUGGUGCAUUCAUAACCACAAUACAAGUCAUAUUGCUACUGUACACUCCACAGGCAUGCAACAAACUGUCUGUUUAAAUGUUAAAUGGAUGUAGUACUUAAAAACACUAUUGAGAGCAUUGCCUUAGCACUGCAAACACGAGUGACUCCCUUUUGUAAGCACAAAGAAAUCGUUCACCUGUAUUUUUAUUGCAAUAUAUGCACUCUAGACUUGUGUGAAUCUAGAAAAUAAUGACAGCACGUUCCCAGGAUUUGUUUUUACUCAUCAAUGUUUACAUCAUGGACUGUUUGAUUUUAGUAUUUACUAAAAAAUGGAUGGAUGAAUGUCACCCUUAUGUCAACCAUCAUAUUGCUCGGUUUAAUGCAACAUCAUUUUUUGUUUUGUUUAUGCUCACUUGAAUAAAAGCAAAAAAUACUUUCCACUA